AUGGCGCCGACGUCGUCACUCGUCAACAAGAUCAAAGUCCAGCUCAAGCUGAGCGUCUCGCGACUACGAAUGGUACAGCAGAAGGACACGGCACUCGCGAAGCAGCAGCGAAGAGAGAUGGCGCAGCUCCUCGAAGCAGGGAAGAUAGAGAGUGCCAAGAUAAGAGUCGAGAACAUCAUCCGAUCAGACCUCAACACCGAGCUGCUAGAGAUCCUCGAGCUUUACUGCGAAUUGCUCACAGCGCGAGCGGGACUGCUGGAAGCGAAAGAGUGCGAUCCGGGUUUGGAGGAGGCCGUGAAGAGCAUAAUUUACUCGGCGCCGAAGAUUGAAGGAGUGAAAGAGCUGAGUUUGGUACGGUCGUUGUUGGCAGAGAAGUUUGGCAAAGAGUUCACGUUGGAGGCUGUGGAGAAUUCGGAUGGAAAGAUUCCAGAUAGGAUAGUGAAGAAGUUGAGGGUGGAGCCUCCAAAGCCAGAGUUGGUUGAGGCAUACUUGGAGACCAUUGCGGAUGCAUAUGGCGUGGACUAUCCGCCGGGUAUCAAAGCCAAGCGACAAGCCGAGCAGGCGGCCGCUGAAGGAGAGGACGGUGCCGAUGACGACGACGACGAAAACCCUUCAGGUGGACAGAAGGUGAAGGCACUGGAAGCCCCACUCGCAGCAGAUGAAUUGAGCAAAGCAACUCCUCCACGGGAUAUGGGUCCAAAAAGCCCCGUCUCCGUGGCUCCCCCUUCGCCGAGCACUGAUAACAUCCGACCGAAGGUUAAUGUGCCUGGCCCGCUCAAUCUGAAACCGAUGAAGAAGACGAGUGAGGUAGCUAAAGCAAAGGAAACGAAUGGCGGCCCUGGGGGCAAGAUUCCGGAUGUGGAUGAGUUGCAGAAGCGGUUUGCCUCACUCAAGCGAUAG
Molecule: messenger RNA, 900 nt
Organism: Zasmidium cellare ATCC 36951
Lineage: Eukaryota; Fungi; Ascomycota; Dothideomycetes; Mycosphaerellales; Mycosphaerellaceae
Exons: 1
Coding region: 1-900 (299 amino acids)
Biological process (GO): protein transport
Source: RefSeq, a predicted model, not a curated record